AUCUGUUUAAAAUUGGACACUGAAGUGGGCUGAAAUAUUACUUAUGCCGGAUGUUAGUAUUCUAUCAGUUAGGAUUCAUUUUUCAAACUAUCAAAUUUCAUAUUCAGUCAGCGAAACGCUUCAAUGCAGAACCUUCAAAAGAUAGCCGCGUCGAUGUCACUUUCGAAAUACAGAAGUAUGUCGUCUUCAUCAGAGUAACAAUUCGACAAGAAAGCAAGGGAGACCAUAAAGAUGGCGUCAAUCGCAGCAUUUAUCACGUCGCUUAUAUUCAACACUGGUAUCACUCUCAUUCUGCUAGUCGUAUUCUGUAUCCUACGUUCACGGUUUGACUUUGUUUAUCAACCAAACUUCAAGUUAUUGACGGAAAUCGUUUCUAAAAAGAUCCCAGAGACUAAACUCGCGUUAUUGAGAAAACUUACAUUAUCAUCGUCGUUCUUUGCCUGGCUAACUCCAGCUUUUAAAAUCAACACUAACGAGCUAUAUGAGUUGGUUGGUUUUGAUGCUUUUGUCUACUUGAGAUUUUUGAGACUAUGUUUCCGCAUUGCCGCAUUCUCAUUGCCCUAUGCUGCACUUGUUCUUAUUCCUAUCAACGUGUAUGGUGGCAAUGAUCAAGUGGGGAUGGAUAUACUAACAUUAGGCAACAUAUCUCAGCAGUCAGGCAAACUUUGGGCACAUUUAAUAGGUGUAUGGUUAUUCUCUUUCCUCGUGUAUUAUUUAUUGUAUGCCGAAUGGCAAGUUUAUGUUGAAUAUCGUCAAAGACAUCUGAAGGAGAAUAAAGAAAAUCAUUUUUCAGUAUUGGUCACACAGCUUCCUCCCGAGGUAACGUUUCCGACCAAAACUUACAGCUUUUUCAAUCUGUUCAACAAUAUGUAUUUGUUUUGUGAGAUAAUACAUGCUCUUUCCACGUGCGCCAGUGCGUAUCAAAUUACCAUGCCACGCAUGCAUGCAUACUAAUUUGGAAACCUAUCAGCCGGAUCAGGCAAUAUAAAAGAGUAAAUGAACUUGCUGUUUUAAAACUGAAAUACAUAAUUAUUCUUUCAACGCAAGAAAGAAAAUAUGAAACGAAAACGUUCAACGAAAAUUUUGCCAAGAAAGUUUGAACCUUCCAUUCCUGGAAACGUGAAGCUUUCAUAUUUUCUUUCUUGCGUUGAAAGAAUAAUUAAAAACUCCCUAUUUAUUUACUUUUUCUCCGCAUGACAUUUUUUAACGGCAAAAAUAUUGAUAUUUUGAGACAAUUUUCUCGAAAACUACAAAUCGUCAGAAAAUGCUGUACUCCCUACGACCGCUCGAAAACUACUUCGCUUAUCGUAACGUAUUGUGACAAUGUUGCAUUGAUGUAAUGUAUUCAGAGACACUAAUCAUAGACAAUCAAAGAAAUGGACUGUAAACGCGGGCUAAAGCUGACACGACAGUCCGUGAUACGCUUUAUUUCGAACCCUUUAACUUUACUUUAAACAGAUUUCAGGAAUUCGUAUUUACAACAACGUAGUCGAUACGCGUAUUCAUAUGAUACGCUACACGUAUCGGCGUAUGAUCGCAUAUGAUACGCGUAUGAUACGCAAAAAAGUGUUAAGAUAUACGCGAGCGGUACUGCAUGUAUUUCCAACAUGAGCUCCACCUUUGAAUUUACUAUAUGAGUAAAUUCUUAAAAAAGUUUUAAAAGAGUUUUAAAUAGCAAAAAAGUUUAAAAAGUUAGAUUUUUAAAAAAGUUAAAAAAGUUAAAAAAAUUUAAAAAGUUUAAAAAAUUUAAAAAGUUAAAAAAGUUAGGGUUAGGGGUUAGUGGUUAGGGGUUAGUGGUUAGGGGUUAGUGGUUGGGGUUGGGGUUAGUGUUAGGUGCCGCGAAUUUAUUAUUAUGAUAAAUUCAAAAUGUGCCGCGAAUUUAUCAUGAUGAUAAAUUCGGACGUGUUUAAGAAUUUACUCAUAUACAGUACCCAAAUUCAAAGGUGCAGCUCAUGCUGUGUAUUUCCCCUGCUAAAUGCUGUUAAAACCCCGCUUAGUCCCGGGGGUCGGGGGGCCGGUGUCACAGGAAAUCCCCCCCCCCCGAAAAUCCCCCCCGGGCCAAAUUUCAUGGGAAAUUUCCCCCCCCCGGGCCAUAAUUCCUAGGAAAUAUGGCCCCCCUAAGUCGGAAAUUUGGCCCCCUCUAAAAAAUUAUAGUUUACUUUAUCUUUUAGCUCGGAAAUCGUGAAGCUUCUACUAAAACCAAAUUUCUAGAAUUUUUUCUCAACAUUUAUAGUUACUUUGCGUAAUUUUUUUGUGUCAAAACAAAAUUCUGCACUGAAUUGCAAUACUGACGAGAAUUAGGCCAAGAGAAUUGCUUACAACACUGACGGAUUUUAUGUAGCUGGAUGUAACCUUUGUUUUUCUGCGUGUUUGCGGAAUGUUUUUGUGAGUCAUCCAAACCUUUGUGCUUUUGUGUUUGCGAAAUGUUUUGUUAGCCAUUCAAACCUUUGUGUUUUUCUGUGUGCAGAAUGUUUUUUGUGAACCAUGAAGCAUACAGUCUACUUCCGUUUUUACGGAAUGCUUCUGUAAUGCAUCCCAACCAUAUGAGCGAUUAUAUAUACUGUGUAUAUGUAAGUAAAAUGCAUAGGAAAAGUUUUUUUUACAAAAUAACCACUCAUUUGAUUUUGUUUUUCGAACAAACGUUUCCACUUAAAAGUCUACUUUUACCCUUUUGCUAAUUACUCCCUGUUACUUAUUAGACGCGCGAUAUUAACAUAUUCGCCAACGCAUGAUGUCAUCGUUUGCUAAAGUGCAGUUGUUAUUCUGACUAAUUUUAUAUAGUUGUUAUUCUGACUAAUUUUUCUAUGUGACUGAAUUUUGUAGAUCUAAAUAACUUGUAAUAUCUUAAAAAUUCCUAUCUCUAAAAAUCGUUUCGUGUCCUUAGCUUAAAGCUAAGCCAUUAUGCACUAACGUUGUCCUCAACAGAUCAUGACUGCAGCACUAGCACAUUAUUAUUACGCUUUCCUUCAAAUUUUUAGUUCUUGGCCGCAAUGAAGAAUUUCGACACAAAUAAAUUAUGCAAACCAACUAUAAAUACUGACAAACACUUUUAGGAUCUUGGUUUUAGAAGAAGCUUCACGAUUUUCGAGCUUAUAGCGAUAAAGUAAACUAUGUUUUCGAGGGGGGCCAAAUUUCCUAGGAAAUUUGGCCCGGAGGAGCCAAAGUUUGGGGGUGGGUGGGUUUCAAGUGACUAGUGCACUAGCUCUGCGUCUUUAAAAACCUCCCAUUUUGUUGUUCCAGAGCCGCAACAAUUUAUAUGAGGAUUAAAUUAAUUUCUAAAUGUUUUAUUUGGAUGCACAAAAUGGAAAACAAUUUUUAAGGACAAAAGAAGUCAGCAGUAACUGAAUUGCUUAAAUAAUCAUUGGUAGCGAUAUUAAAGUUUGAGCAAUUACUAUUACAUAUACUCAAACCCGACACGGGUAGGAUACGAAUUACAGGAUGUGUGUCUAAAUAAAGCGUUUUGAUGCAAUUUAAAACACUCGCAGUGCGUGUUUUAUCAGACCUAAAGUUACUCGGCUUCGCCUCGUAUCUAAUUUAUAUCUGAUAAAGCACUCCUGCUUGAUCGUGUUUUAAAUAGUACUUAUGUCGCUGAUUGUUGUGAAUAUACAUAUAAAUAUAGGUUGUAUCGAUUCUACAUAUACCACUUGAUGAAGAUCUUAAGAAACUUGUGCAGCAAAUAUUUCCAGACCAGGUAAGGCAGGUAUAUAUACGUUUUUUAAAUAGUAUAUGUGCAAUAAAUCGAUUCGACAGUCUUACGAACACAUCUCUAUUACGGACAGUUUCUCGACACACAAAUUUUCUCAGUUAACAAAUCUGUGUGAAACAGAUUGGACACCUCUCAUAUUUAGACCUAA
Molecule: messenger RNA, 3854 nt
Organism: Paramuricea clavata
Lineage: Eukaryota; Metazoa; Cnidaria; Anthozoa; Malacalcyonacea; Plexauridae
Source: the annotation of a GenBank genome assembly